Drosophila albomicans is the source of this 1198-nucleotide messenger RNA. Its product is annotated as retinaldehyde-binding protein 1. Bases 180 to 1064 code for a protein of 294 amino acids. Gene Ontology annotation, molecular function: phosphatidylinositol bisphosphate binding. The transcript has 4 exons. Gene Ontology annotation, cellular component: membrane. NCBI's taxonomy places the organism in Eukaryota, Metazoa, Arthropoda, Insecta, Diptera, Drosophilidae. The record is from RefSeq and is a predicted model, not a curated record.
AAUUCAGUUGGUAUAAAACGUACGAGUCGUGAGCAGGCAGAGCCAGAACGCGAUUGAAAUCCGUUAGAGCUACAGAAAAUAUAUAAAAUAUAAGUACACAAACAGGAACAAAUAUCAUACUUGUUGCCGUUGCACAUCUCUCACGCCCAUAGGCUUUACUCAUUUCCAUUCCACACAAAAUGGCCACUGUCGAUAUCAGCGAGGAGGCCUUCCACCUCCGCUUAGGUUACCUCAAGCCGGAAACUGUCGAAAUUGCCCGCACGGAACUCCGCGAAACGGAGGAGGUGAAGGCUGAGGCCAUCCUCAAGCUGCGUGAACUGCUCAAAGCGACACCAGAGAUCAACUACAAGGACGACGAUGCGUUCCUCACCGUUUUCCUGCGCGCCGCCCACUUCUAUCCGGAGAGCGCAUUGGAAAAGAUGAAAAGCACCGCCAACUUCCGCAAGGAAUACGCCAGCUUGGUGCACGGCCUUCAGGUGGAGCAGGUGAAGGAGCGCUUCAUCAAGGGCAGCGUCAUCAAUGUGGUGAAGAACUGCGAUCAGAAGGGACGACGCAUGCUCAUCGUCAACUGUGGCAAAUUGUGGGAUCCCGCUGUUGUGCCCAGCGAUGAGAUGUUCCGCAUGCUGUACAUGGUUCACAUUGCCGCCCAGCUGGAGGAGGAGACUCAAGUGCGUGGCGUUGUCUGCAUAAUGGACUUCGAUGGCUUGGCCAUGAAACAGGUGAAGGCUCUGUCGCCUGCAUUCUCCAAGCGUCUGCUCACCUUCAUCCAGGAGGCAAUGCCGCUGCGCAUGAAGGAGGUCCACUUUGUCAAGCAGCCCUUCAUCUUCAACAUGGUCUGGACGCUCUUCAAGCCCUUCGUCAAGGAGAAGCUGAACAAGCGCAUGCACUUCCAUGGCAGCGAUAUGAAAUCCCUGCACAAGUUCAUCGAUCCCUCGGUGCUGCCUGCCAACUACAAGGGCACAUUGCCUGCCAUCGAUUACGGCGGUGCUGAGUGGUUCCCUGCUCUCGAACAACAAUCCGAGUAUGUGAACACCUGGAGUGAAUUGGGCCCGGCCAAGUGGUAGAGACGUUAACCAAGGGCAGCCAGCCCAACAUAAAUUAAUGUACGCUUAUGUUACGUUUGCCUAAGUUUAAAUACAUUCUUGAUUAGUUUUUAGCACUUGACAAUAAACUAGUUACAUAAUACAUAAACCAUAAA